Cladophialophora psammophila CBS 110553 is the source of this 354-nucleotide messenger RNA. Its product is annotated as DNA-directed RNA polymerase III subunit RPC10. The record is from RefSeq and is a predicted model, not a curated record. The coding region runs from base 1 to 354 and encodes 117 amino acids. Gene Ontology annotation, molecular function: zinc ion binding; DNA-directed RNA polymerase activity; nucleic acid binding. The transcript is spliced from 4 exons. NCBI's taxonomy places the organism in Eukaryota, Fungi, Ascomycota, Eurotiomycetes, Chaetothyriales, Herpotrichiellaceae. Gene Ontology annotation, cellular component: RNA polymerase III complex. Gene Ontology annotation, biological process: DNA-templated transcription; termination of RNA polymerase III transcription.
AUGGCUCCUACAUUCUGCCCGUAUUGCUACAACUGCCUCACAAUCCUCAGGGCGUCGGGAAACGAUCAAUAUCCUUAUGGUCGCAACGCCUUUGCUUGCAGGACAUGCCCGUACCAAUUCGUCCUCGACGGGCGUUACUACGACCGCACAUACAUGAAGAAGAAAGAAAAGGACGAUAUUCUGGGAGAGGAGCAGUCUGAUUUGCCGGUUAAUGAAGUUCCUGGAGGAUGCCCGAACGAGACAUGCGACUCCAAAAAGGCAUAUUUCUACCAAUUGCAGACACGAAGCGCAGACGAACCGCCAACAUCUUUCUUCAAAUGUAUUGAAUGCGGAAAACAAUGGAGAGAAUACUGA